AAACAACAAACACCACAGAAAACUGCAAGCAGCAAAAAGUCAAUAAGGGCAACCUAUGCCUUUUCGCCCCCGUUCCUGUUCCUGUUCCUUUGCAAACAAAAACAACUCAUAGACUUUCUCAAGGACGGUUAUCAAGUCUUCCAUGACAACAACCACCCUGUUUCCAAUUUUCUAUCAAUAAAAACACCCUUUUUUUCUAUUCAUAUAGAUAUAGAUUUUCCCUGUUCUUCUUGAUUGCGUGUUUUGAACGAUCAGAGACGACCCAGUUCCUUUUUUGAUCUCCCCUAUCAGUUUCUUGGAAAAAGUUGUGAUUUUUCUGAUUGUUUUGUGCCUUGGAAGAUUAGCAGAAGAGAUAGAUGUUGAGUGAAAAAAGGAGAAGCUAAGGUGUGGCUGGAUUAUAUGGAUAGUCUUUGUUGCUUCAGUUCUGUCAGUCAGGUUGUUGGAGGGCGUUCUUCUUCUAACUCUGGCAAAGGCAAGAGCAGUCAGUCCCCAGUCAAGUAUGGCUUUAGUCUUGUUAAAGGGAAAGCAAACCACCCAAUGGAGGACUUUCACGUAGCAAAAUUUGUCGAGUUCAAAGGGCAAGAGCUUGGACUUUUUGCUAUAUAUGACGGUCACCUCGGAGACACAGUACCUGCGUACUUACAAAAGCAUCUCUUUCCUAAUAUCUUGAAGGAAGAGGACUUCUGGAAUGAUCCAUUCAUGUCCAUUUGUAAAGCUUAUUUAUCAACAGAUGAGGCAAUUCUUUCUCACAGUCCUGACUUGGGGCGAGGGGGAUCAACUGCUGUUACUGCAAUUCUCAUAAAUAAUCAGAAAUUAUGGGUAGCCAAUGUUGGAGAUUCACGGGCAGUUCUGUCAAGGAAAGGAGUAGCUGCACAGAUGACCACUGAUCAUGAACCCAAUACUGAGCGGGGCAGCAUCGAGAACAAAGGCGGCUUUGUCUCAAACAUGCCAGGAGAUGUUGCUAGAGUGAAUGGGCAGCUUGCGGUUUCUCGAGCAUUUGGAGACAAAAACCUCAAAACACACUUGAGAUCUGAUCCUGACAUUCAGUAUGCUGAUAUUGACUCAGAUGUUGAGCUUUUGAUAAUUGCUAGUGAUGGUCUAUGGAAGGUAAUGGCAAAUCAAGAAGCAGUUGAUAUUGCAAAAAAGGUAAAGGAUCCACAAAAGGCCGCGAAACAACUACUUGCUGAGGCAUUGAAAAGAGACAGUAAGGAUGAUAUUUCCUGCAUUGUAGUUCGUUUCAAGUGAUGAAAAAAGGGAACAUACACACUCAUUUUCGGGGUAUACAUAUUCUACAGAUCAAGACUUCCCAUAUAGGGAUGCAAUUCCAAACACUACUCGUGAAAUCCAUUAUCAAUUUGGAAUUUUCUGCAACAUAGGUUUUGCUUGCCCCUUCCCUUCAUAUGUAAAAAAUAUAAAGUUGAAGUUCUUACAAUUAGGUGGUGGCAUUUAGUAUUUCUUGAUUUCUUUGUUGUGUAGAUUCGUACUAUGAUUUUUCUUUGUAAUAUGCAUUUUGUCAUGGAGCAGUGUGAAGAUUGCCAAGGUUUAUUACAUUAUUGAACAUGGGAUUUAUGCCAUUUGUUUGAAACAGUAUAUGAGAUAUACCUGAAAUUAAUCUAUAGCUUGAGACAUGAAUUUUUCUGUUC
This is a messenger RNA of Lotus japonicus, 1643 nucleotides long. Its product is annotated as probable protein phosphatase 2C 9. The record is from RefSeq and is a predicted model, not a curated record. Bases 400 to 1245 code for a protein of 281 amino acids. Gene Ontology annotation, molecular function: protein serine/threonine phosphatase activity. Gene Ontology annotation, biological process: protein dephosphorylation. Lineage: Eukaryota; Viridiplantae; Streptophyta; Magnoliopsida; Fabales; Fabaceae. Gene Ontology annotation, cellular component: nucleus; cytosol. The transcript has 6 exons.